AUGGCCACCCAGAACGAACCUGGGGCUGUGUUGCGAUUCUACCCCACAGCGACGGACAUUUUGGCUGACAAAAUAUACUACUGUCCGAUGGAAAAUUGUGAGGUGACGUUCCAGAAUGGAUCGCACAUGCAAAUGCACGUCAAGCGGCACCACAAGACUACUGCCCCGGAGCUAAACGGGAUGAGCAAAGGUAGUGCAAAGAGUGACCACAAACGAUUCUAUUGUCCGUCAGUGGAAUGUGUCUACCAUCAGCUUCCAUCGGACAUCCCCAUCAAGGCACGGUACUUCAGCUCCUUCAAAAGCCUGAAGCAACACUACCUUAAAAUGCAUAGCGAGCGAAAAUUUGGCUGCAGUAGCUGUGAAAAAUCGUUUGCCACCGCUAGCUUCCUGCGACAUCACCGGUUAUCGUGUGGUCAAAAGUUCAAGUGUGAGCAUUGUUCAUAUUCUUACGGAUCUCGAGAAGCAUUGCUGACGCAUGCCAAACGGAAGCAGCAUGGGUAUUCUAAACUGGUUGGGGCCAGAAAGUAUACAAAGAGUAUCAGCAUUGGAACACAAACUCAGAUAAGGAAAGAAAAUCAGCAAACUCAAACGGAACUCUCCUCGAACUGUGAUACACCAUCCACCGAAGUCAAGCAGAGUGAAUGUAUUCCGCUUAUGACGAUUGAUCAAUACAAACCAAAUGAAGGCUAUUCAUUUGCCAAUGGUUCCAGUACCGACGAUUUUAUGUACAGCCAUUCUCAAAGCGGCCCGAUCGAAGGUUCAGAGUCAUUCGUAGUGUGCACCGAAACGCAAACCGACUUCAUGGAUGUCGUGUAUCCAAAUGUGAUAAACAACCACGAUCCAUUACUUUCCUACACGCAUAUGUAUACGCAAACCAACGACGAACCGGGGCUCAUCACCGAUCUUGGACUGUCCACCAUCGAAACUCAAACCAGUUGGAAUGACGGGGGCGAAGGGUUUGGGGAUUAUCUCGUCUCCACCGAAACGCAAACCAACUUCGACAUCGAGGGCUUUAACUGUGGCAGCCAUUGUAACGACAAAAUCAAUCAAGCAGUACAAUGCCAGCCAACCACAGCAUCCACUGGAACGGCCUUUCUUCCGGUAAUGAACGAUAACAUCAAUAAUCCCUCAAACAUUACGCAAGGCUCAUGAUAUAGAGAUGGAAGCGGUAUAGACCGUGACUAUCGAUUUAAGUUUUAAUUCUAGCCAUCGAAUGUAGUAAAUUCCGCGAUUUCCGCUCUUCCUUUUAAAAUCUUAUGAACAAUGUAUUUAUAUGUGAUCGUAUUUAUUUAUCUGCGCUAUGUACAAUUUUAAAUGCUUGAAUGAUCAAGAAGUUCAGGCUAAGGCCAUAGAAUAA
Molecule: messenger RNA, 1357 nt
Organism: Anopheles coustani
Lineage: Eukaryota; Metazoa; Arthropoda; Insecta; Diptera; Culicidae
Product: oocyte zinc finger protein XlCOF6-like
Exons: 1
Coding region: 1-1152 (383 amino acids)
Biological process (GO): regulation of transcription by RNA polymerase II
Cellular component (GO): nucleus
Molecular function (GO): DNA-binding transcription factor activity, RNA polymerase II-specific; transcription cis-regulatory region binding
Source: RefSeq, a predicted model, not a curated record